AAUAAUUAAAGGAAAUAAUAUAGUUUUUUAUUCUAUAGGGGUGUAACUAAUAUUUACUCCUGUUGUAUAUGGUAUAAAAUAACAAUAAUACAUUUUACCAAUUAAAACAUACUUUCUUUAAAGUUCGGGUGGGAAACAGUGAUUUGGCCUUAACACAUUUAAACUUGGAAGUGGAUCAGGGGCGGCCUCGUCACUGUGAACAGUGGGGAGUGCAAAGAUCUUCCAUAGUCCUUAGAAACGGAACAGGUUCACUGCAAUCUUCUCUCUAACUAUGGCUGAAGCAGGUGAGAUGCCAUUGAAAGAUAAAGGUAACGAGUUCUUCAAAGCUGGCAACUACCUCAAAGCAGCUGCUCUUUACACUCAGGCCAUCAAACAAGACCCUUCUAAUCCCACUCUUUACAGCAACCGCGCUGCAGCAUUUCUACAAUUGGUUAAGGUUGCUGAUGCAGAGAUGACAAUCUCAUUGAACCCCCAGUGGGAAAAGGGUUAUUUCAGAAAAGGAUGCAUAUUGGAGGCUAUGGAACAAUAUGAUGAUGCCUUAAGUGCCUUCCAGACAGCUUUGCAAUACAAUCCACGGAGUGCACAAGUAACAAGAAAGAUCAAGAGGAUUUCCCAGUGCAAAGACAAACAGCAAGCCAAAGAAUGUGAGAACGCGAGAUCAAAUGUUGAUAUGGAAAAGCAUUUGGAUGCCUGGAAAUCAGAAAAGUCUGAGAAGUAUAGAUCUGAAGGAUAUUAUAAGGAUGCCUUUUCUUUUCUUGUCGAGACAAUGGAAACAGCUGUGAAGUCUUGGCAUGAAACAUCUAAAGUGGAUGCUAGAGUCUAUUUCCUUCUUGAUAAAGAAAAGACAGACACUGAGAAGUAUGCUCCAGUUGUCAAUAUUGAUAAAGCAUUUGAGUCACCCCAUACACACAGCAGUUGUUUUUCUUUUCUAAGGCAGUAUGCUGAGGAUUCUUUCUCUAGUGCAGCAUGUCUAGUGGCACCCAAAAGAAUUAUCUCUUAACCUCAGUUAACAUAUUUUAUUUUCAUAUUAGUUUUUGAUGUGGUAAGAGUCUUAUUGACUGGAAGAGGAUUUGCAUUCUUUUUAUGCAUCAUGCAGACGGUGCAACCUAUUGAAAAUCAAGAGACAGUAACUUUCAAUGUGAUUGUGCCUCAGGAAAAUGAGCUUUAAAUUGUUGGAAUAUAAAUGCUUCCUUAUUGUGCCAAAUUUUUAAUGUCAUUUAUUAAUAUGCAAUAUUUGUAAUGGUUCCUGCCAAUUAAUGUAGGAGCUACUGCCCAGAUUACCACCCACACAUGUACCAACAGUUUGUUAAUUUUGCUUGAACCACUCCAAUUAUAAUUGGGGUUGGAGCCUUGAAUUUUAUGGGGCGAUCCACUACCAAUCUGUGUAAUGCUUAUAUAAUUUCUAAAGCAAAGAAAAACUUAAAUUUGCUUCUAUAAACUUUACCAAAGAAUUAAAUCUAGAUGAUUA
Messenger RNA from Mangifera indica (mango), 1468 nucleotides. RefSeq names its product stress-induced-phosphoprotein 1-like. Gene Ontology annotation, molecular function: Hsp90 protein binding. The record is from RefSeq and is a predicted model, not a curated record. NCBI's taxonomy places the organism in Eukaryota, Viridiplantae, Streptophyta, Magnoliopsida, Sapindales, Anacardiaceae.